CUCUCCACCUUUGUACUCUUUAUAAAAUCGCCAUCCCGCUCUUUCCUUUUCCGUUAGCCCUCUCCUUUCUCUUUCUCUCUGUGAGCUAAAUGCAAAGCGGCGUUGGCUGCGAAAUCUCUGACAAAAAACACGUACUUUGCUUUUUCAUUUGAUUCCAUUUCUAGUCAACGUUAUACUCCGUUAGUUGCACGAACCAAACCCACGAACAAGAAAAGAGAAAUGCUGGAAACUGUCAAGUACCUCAUGGGCUCCGCCGGCUCUAGUGGCUUUGGCUCUAAGUCCACCGCAGACCAGGUCACUGCAGGCGCCGAUCUACGUUCCAUCACUGCCAUCAUCACCGGCGCCACUUCGGGGAUAGGAGCCGAGACGGCGAGAGUUUUGGCGAAGCACGGAGCGAGACUGGUACUACCUGCUCGGAGCUUGAAAGCGGCCGAAGAUACCAAAGCUCGUAUAGUUUCGGAAUGUCCUGAUUCUGAAAUCCUUGUUAUGGCGCUUGAUCUUAGCUCUCUCAAUUCUGUUCGAAACUUCGUUGCGGAGUUCGAGUCUCUCAAUUUGCCACUCAAUCUCCUCAUAAAUAAUGCCGGCAAGUUCGCACACGAGCAUGCAAUAUCGGAAGAUGGAAUAGAAAUGACCUUUGCCACUAAUUAUCUUGGUCAUUUUCUUUUAACGAAAUUGUUAUUGAAUAAGAUGAUCGAAACUGCAAAAGAAUCCGGCAUCCAGGGCAGAAUCGUUAACGUUUCAUCUACCAUUCACGGCUGGUUUUCCGGAGAUAUGAUCCGAUAUCUCGGAGAAAUUUCCCGAAAUAUAUGUCAUUACGAUGCCACACGUGCUUACUCUCUCUCGAAGCUGGCUAACGUUUUGCACACCAAGGAGCUUGCUCAGAGAUUGAAGCAAAUGGAAGCCAACGUGACUAUCAAUUGUGUACAUCCAGGAAUAGUGAGAACCAGACUCACUCGAGAACGAGAAGGCCUACUCACAGAUAUGGUGUUUUUCAUGGCAUCUAAGCUCUUGAAGACGAUUCCUCAGGCUGCUGCUACUACUUGUUACGUAGCAGCUCAUCCCAGAUUGUCGAAUGUUUCUGGAAAGUAUUUUGCGGAUUGUAAUGAAGCCUCUUCAACGUCGAAAUUGGGAUCCAGCUCAACAGAAGCUGCACGGUUGUGGUCCGCCUCUGAAAUCAUGGUUUCUAGAGACCCAAAAGCAGUUUUUGACCCACUUAAUGCCACAGACUAUGGGGCAUAAAGAAAAAUAAUAAAUAAACUUGGAGAAAUCUACAAAAGGAAAAAAAAAAAAAAAAGAAUAUUUACAUACAAAAGAUAAGGCGAUGAUAUUUAGCGAGUACUGGAGGAUAAAAAAAGCAAUCUAGAAAGAGAAACAUACAAUUUUACACAACCUAGAGGACUGUUAGUAUGUUAAAGAAUGCUUUAGAUGUACUGCUUAAUUAAUGUAUCUAUGAUUAUAUAAUUAAGUAGUAUUAUUUUUGGUUAA
This is a messenger RNA of Hevea brasiliensis (rubber tree), 1485 nucleotides long. RefSeq names its product short-chain dehydrogenase TIC 32 A, chloroplastic. The coding region runs from base 220 to 1239 and encodes 339 amino acids. The record is from RefSeq and is a predicted model, not a curated record. Lineage: Eukaryota; Viridiplantae; Streptophyta; Magnoliopsida; Malpighiales; Euphorbiaceae. The transcript is spliced from 8 exons.